AUGGCAACACCCAAUGGAACUACAAUGGCUUGCCCGGCACCGAUGAAGGCAACAUCAAAUGGAGCGUUCCAAGGUGACGAUCCACUGGAUUUUGCGCUUCCCUUGCUUAUUCUCCAAAUAUGUUUGGUCAUAGUUCUUACCAGAGCGCUUGCAUAUAUUCUUAAACCAAUCAGACAACCUAGGGUCAUUGCAGAGAUCAUUGGAGGAGUAUUGCUUGGGCCGUCAGCAAUAGGGCGGAGCAAGUCAUUUCUCCACACGGUUUUCCCUACAAGGAGCAUGACAGUCUUGGACACCAUAGCCAACAUUGGCCUCCUCUUCUUCUUGUUUCUGGUGGGUCUUGAGCUUGACAUGAGUUCAAUUCGUCGUACCGGGAGAAAGGCGUUGGGAAUAGCCCUUGCGGGAAUCAGCCUUCCCUUCGUCCUUGGAAUCGGGACAUCGUUUGUUCUUCGUUCCACCAUAUCUGAAGGAGUAUCCAAAGCCCCAUUCCUGGUCUUCAUGGGCGUUGCAAUGUCAAUCACUGCAUUUCCUGUCCUAGCUCGUAUCCUAGCCGAGCUCAAACUUCUCACCACAGACAUUGGCCGCAUUGCUAUGUCAGCUGCUGCUGUAAACGACGUUGCUGCAUGGGUACUUCUUGCACUUGCAAUUGCUAUUUCAGGCUCAGACGACUCUCCAAUCAUUGCCCUUUGGGUUCUACUCUGUGGUGCUGCCUUUUUAAUCGUUGCUUUCUUUGUUUUAAGACCCGGGCUUGCCUUAAUGGCUCGUCGCUCUCUUGAGGGCGAGCCUGUGAAGGAGAUCCACAUAUGCAUCACAUUGUCACUUGUAUUGGCUGCUGGUUUUGUCACGGACACUAUUGGCAUACACGCACUUUUUGGGGCUUUUGUGGUGGGAAUUAUGGUACCAAAGGAAGGCCCUUUUGCUGGGAUACUUAUAGAGAAGAUUGAGGAUCUUGUAUCAGGAAUUUUCUUGCCACUCUACUUCGUCUCCAGUGGGCUUAAGACCAAUGUUGCAACCAUAAGUGGAGCGACUUCAUGGGGUUUGCUAGUACUUGUUAUAUUCACCGCAUGUCUUGGGAAGAUCCUUGGAACUUUCAUUGUUUCACGAUUAUGUAAGGUGCCUUUGAGGGAAUCUUUGGCUCUUGCAUUUCUUAUGAACACCAAGGGUUUGGUAGAGCUCAUUGUCCUCAACAUUGGGAAGGACAGAAAGGUGCUGAACGAUCAGACAUUUGCUAUCAUGGUUCUAAUGGCGUUGUUCACCACCUUCAUCACCACCCCAAUCGUCACGGCUGUUUAUAAGCCAGCUCGAAAGGCAGCCCCUUACAAGCACCGUACUGUCAAACGCAAAGACAUCAACACAGAGUUCCGAAUUCUAGCAUGUUUUCAUAGCACUCGCAACAUCCCCACCAUAAUCAAUCUCAUCGAGUCAUCUCGUGGAACACAUAGACAAAAGCUUUGUGUAUAUGCCAUUCACCUCAUGGAGCUUUCAGAACGAUCUUCAGCAAUCUCAAUGAUUCACAAAGCACGCAGCAAUGGUCUCCCAUUCUGGAAUAAGAAACAUGAGAACAAAGAUCAGAUGGUUAUUGCAUUUGAGGCUUAUCGGCAGCUUAGCAGCGUAAUUGUACGACCCAUGACUGCAAUCUCCGCUCUCAGUAAUAUUCAUGAAGACAUUUGCACUAGUGCAGCCCAAAAGCGAGUGGCCAUAAUUCUGAUACCAUUUCACAAGCACCAACGUUUAGAUGGAACUAUGGAGUCACUGGGACACUCUUUCCAGUUGGUGAACAAGCGUGUUCUCCACCAUGCCCCUUGCUCUGUAGGAAUUCUGGUCGACCGCGGCUUUGGAGGAACCACGCAAGUCUCUGCUAGUAAUGUUUCCUACAAGAUAGUGGUGCCCUUUUUUGGGGGACCCGAUGACCGUGAAGCACUGGCUUAUGGCAUGAGGAUGGCUGAGCACCCUGGAAUAUUGCUCAAUGUUAUCAGAUUUGUUCCCUCGCCUGGAAAAUCACUGAAAUUUGAUAAGUCGGGAAUUGAAGACAAUGUGGAUCAUGAGGAGGAUGAGCUGAUGUUGUCAGAGUUCAAAAGCGCACACAGCAACAAGGACAAGGAGUCGUCAAAUUUGUACGAGGAAAUGUUGGUCGAAAACAAGACUGAGGUGGUGGACGCAUUAAAAGCCUUGAACAAGUACAAUCUGUUCUUGGUGGGAAGAAUGGCCCCAACAGUACCCCUGGUGAACAAAACCGAUUGUCCAGAGUUGGGACCAGUGGGAAGCUUUUUAGCAUCGUCAGAAUUUUCCACCACGGCAUCGGUUUUGGUGGUUCAACAGUAUAAUCCCUUUACAAAUCUUCAUCCACUCGUGGAGGAACAAGCUUAUUAUGGAGAAACCUCUAGCAUGCCUGAUUCACCUCAUGGGGUACCGCCAGUGUAA
This is a messenger RNA of Quercus robur (English oak), 2418 nucleotides long. Its product is annotated as cation/H(+) antiporter 19. Gene Ontology annotation, biological process: regulation of pH; proton transmembrane transport. The record is from RefSeq and is a predicted model, not a curated record. Gene Ontology annotation, cellular component: endomembrane system; membrane. Gene Ontology annotation, molecular function: antiporter activity. The coding region runs from base 1 to 2418 and encodes 805 amino acids. The transcript is spliced from 4 exons. NCBI's taxonomy places the organism in Eukaryota, Viridiplantae, Streptophyta, Magnoliopsida, Fagales, Fagaceae.